AUGUUCGCCCAGCCAUUUCACGAUCCCGCUCGGAAGAGGCUCCGUGAGGAGGACCCCGACGCCGCUGUUGGAUCUUGCGGCUUCAGUGAACACCGCGCCGGCCUCGCACUUUUCGCCCUGGUCGUCAUCCCCAACCCUGGGCAUGAACUCACCAGGCGUGGACCGCGAGAUGGACAUGGCCAUGGACACAGCCAUGUCGCCUCUGAACAAUCUCCAGCAUCUUACAGCCGAAUCCUCUCCCAGACUGAUGCCUCCCGGCCGCUUGCCAACACCCAUGCAGUCGAGCUUGCCCCACAGCUGCGCGGCGCCACCGGAUGGAGUGGACCGGGCCCUGUGAUUAUGCAACAGAACGGCCUAUCCAACAUGGGCCACGUUCACAGCACUGCUUUCCAGGACCGCACAGUGCCAAGGACCAUGCAGACGGGUGAUGGCUGGCACUCGGACGUCCAGCGCCGCAUACCAUCACCCAUCUCGGAGGUUGACUCAAGCACUGCGAGCCCGGGUAUGUGUCUCGAGAGUGGCGCCAGCAGUGGCUUCCCUUCGCAGUUGACGGCGAGGCUCGAGCAAUCCACAUUGUCUCCUCGAGGAGAGGACAUGGGCAUGAUGGACGUCUCACCCUCUUUCUCCACACAUGCGGAGGCGGCUGCCGAAUAUGAGCACAUGCAUGAGCAUGAGCAUGAGCAUGAGCAUGAGGAGGGCGAGGAUGGCAUGGCCCCCCUGACGGAGACGAUCUCGGCCCCAGCCACGCCUUCGCCAGGACGCAGCCGGGGACACAUGCGAUCGCACCACACAAUCAACACGUGGACGUGGCAACCGGGCAUGAAGAAGAGCUUCAGCAUCGGCUAUCGAGCCGACUGCGAGAAGUGCCGCCUCAAGGUGCCUGGUCACUUCAACCACAUAAUCGUAUCCUAG
Molecule: messenger RNA, 912 nt
Organism: Verticillium dahliae VdLs.17
Lineage: Eukaryota; Fungi; Ascomycota; Sordariomycetes; Glomerellales; Plectosphaerellaceae
Exons: 2
Coding region: 1-912 (303 amino acids)
Source: RefSeq, a predicted model, not a curated record